AUGUCUCUGGUUGAUGGAACCAAAAUCUCGCUCCCUUUAUUUCUUUUUCUUUUCUUUCUUUCUUUCUUUCUUUCUUUCUUUGGUACACUCUUGAUUGACUGUCUUUCUUUCCACCUCCCCGUUUGGCUCACUAUCUUUCUUUUGCAUUCUCAAUCUCUUUCUCUUUAUUUCUGUUUCAUUCUUUUUUCUCUGUUCCUCUUUUUACAAGUUUCUCCAGGUGCUGUUAUCUCCCUCUCUUUUUCUCUCUCUCUCUCUCUCUCUGUGUGCCUGUCUGUCUAUCUGUCUCUGUCUCUCUUUUUCUCUCUCUCCAUUCUUUCUUUCAUUUUUCCCGCUUUACUAAGUCACAUUCGACUCGCCCGAGUUAUUGCUGCGGCUUUUGAUGCUCUUCUCUUUCUUUGUUUUCAUUAUUUCCUCCAUUUUCUUUUGACGUUUUCUUCCAUGUCAAAAUGUAAGCUUCCUUCCUUUGACAUUUCAACUUACCGGAGCCGCCGCCGCUACGCCGAAAACCAAGAAGAGACGUCACUUUGUUUCCUGCUCCAGAAUUCGAAUCUUUCAUCACAUUCAUUCAAAUGUCUGGCUGAGAUGUUGCAAGAUCAAAGCAAUUCCAUCAUCGCUGUCGACACAAGCAUCAACAUUGUUCUCAUGCUUCUUUAUUGGUGA
This is a messenger RNA of Acanthosepion pharaonis, 660 nucleotides long. Lineage: Eukaryota; Metazoa; Mollusca; Cephalopoda; Sepiida; Sepiidae. The record is from the annotation of a GenBank genome assembly.